Molecule: messenger RNA, 8721 nt
Organism: Anopheles funestus (African malaria mosquito)
Lineage: Eukaryota; Metazoa; Arthropoda; Insecta; Diptera; Culicidae
Product: protein bunched, class 2/F/G isoform-like
Exons: 4
Coding region: 1841-5743 (1300 amino acids)
Biological process (GO): regulation of transcription by RNA polymerase II
Source: RefSeq, a predicted model, not a curated record
UUGAACAAGUGUAACACGACUGCAAGGUGUUAGUGUUUGUUGCAUUCCUCUUUCCGGUGCGUAAUAGUGCGUCCGAGAGCCCGUCGUGCGAAGAUUAUUAUUAGGCAAUUGACUAUCUCUCGGUGACGAACACAGCUACGACGACGUACGACAUUGCGCGAAUGCGACGAAAAACAAGCAAGAAAGAUCAAUUUUCCGUGUAGACAGGGUCAGAGUGGCGUAAAAAGAAAAUCAGUGAGCACUCUGAAGGAAGGCGAAAAUCGUUCAGAAGUUUGUUGUUUGGUGUAAAUCAGUAAUGGCGUGUUUUGUUUCCUUCGCUGCACUGCCAAUGACCUAGAGUAUUUGCAUUUGAUGGUUAAAUGCCAUCAGCUGCCGAGGCACCAACCUCCGUUCCGCAUACCCCCCGAUGGCAUCGAUCCGUCGUGAUAGGAGUGACAGCAGUAGUGUGACUUCGAAACACACGGCCAGCAUACGGCUGGAGAGAAGAAAGUUAGGCAUAAUUUUUGUUCCACUGCGUUUUGCCCCAAAAGGGUAGUUUGAGGGGAUUCGGAAUUGCAUGGUGUGCUCAUUCAUAAUUGUCGACGCAUAGAGUGUGUGCGUAGUACGUGCGUGCGUCGUGCGGCAGUGUGUGUGCGAUAAAUGAAAAACGUCAGUGCAUUUGACAGAAGCAGGUAAAGAGGAAGAUGCAGAAGCUAGGAGAAGCAAUGAAGAAAGGCAUGGAUGCAGCAGUAGGAAAGGAUUAUUGAUCUUCUCACGGUUUCUACUUUUCCUUUAAUGUGUUGUUGUUGUUGUUUAGUUUUCCAUCAGCUAGUGCCAGCAGCAUAAGCAGCAGUCGGAACAGCUUACAAAGUCGAAGCAAGCAACUGUAAAACCAUGCACGUAUAACACUGCAAAAGUGGAUAGUGUGCGUUGAAAUCGUGUGUGGAAGAAAUGCAAACAAAGGUGAAUAAGUACAGAUGCACAAUCUUCACCGUACCAUCAUCAUAGUGCUAAUGGGUGUCCACGAAAAGCUGCACAAGAAGUGUGUGACCCAAGUGCGUCCCUAAGCCCCGAUCCCGUGAUGUAAACCCGUUCCCGUUUUAUAGGUGUCGCCCAUUUCAGCAACAACAGCAACACCAACAAGAUCACCACCAACAACAAAAUUGCUUGAUGAAUGCGUGAAUAAAUUCUGUUUUCGUAAGCGAACCCAUCCGUCGAACCGUGGGCGGGUGCUCCCUGAUAGUGUUCCGGGGGAAUGUUUUCGUCACGUUACUAAAGCUACGUAAAACCUUUUUACAGCCACAGACGACGUCGUUUACGUUGGUGAAAAGUGUCCUAGGAAGAGAAUCAACACCGCAAUGGAAUAAUCGAUCCUUGGGUGGUUGACACACACAGCAAAGAUUUUCCAGCUGUCAAUAAAAGUGUUUACUAGAUUGGUGUGAGAGAGCAGCACCAGACAACCGCGUAAUUCACACACACACAACGCACUACCGCAACGCUAUUCUGCCGCCUCUCCCGGCCUAUAGUGCGUCUGGUGUCAAAACAUCCGAUCGACAAAACACGUUUUUGCCUGGGGUACCGUGACACGACGAAACGGGUAGAUUGCGCGUUGGUGUGUGAGUGUGUUUUUGUGCUUUUUGUGUGAAGGCGAUUGCGUACGUGUUUGUGUGUGUGCGUGUGUGGUUUGUGCUUUUUCUGUAGCUAGUUGUAAAACACCUCCGUACGUGUUUUGGUGCGUGUUUUCGACAUUCACAAGAAGUCGUGCGUUAGUGAAAACAUAAUUGGUGCAACAAGGAACCGCAUUCCGGCUUCCCGGAAUUCCCGGACCGUGAGGGAUCUGGAACGACGGAUAAACGGGCAGAUGAGCAGAAGCAGCAGUAUGGCCGAAAACACGGUCUCCAACAGCCUACCACCGUCGUCUGCCCAGUCAAAGGUCACGGUCGGGGGGAGCGGCGCUGCCUCCGGCGUAGCAGGAGGAAUGCAUCAUCAUCAUCAUCAUCACCAUCAUCAUCACCACAAUCAUCAUAAAUCGAUGGACAUGGGCGGAACAGGCAAAGCAGGAGGUGGAAGUAAACAUCACACUAAUGUAAUUCACCGGACUACGAGUGAAAGUUUACGAUUGGGUGGUGGAGGAGUCGGGAGUGGCUCAUCAAUGAACAACAGUGUAAGCGGCAGCGGUGGCGGAUCAACGAUGGGCACUGGCGGUAGCGGUGGUGGAAACGGCAACAUUGGAAGCAAUGAAAACUCUGUCAGCAGCAGCAUGCUAAAUUCGUCCACAUCGGCGAACAGUAUUUCGCGAAAGAGUGGCAGCUCAUCGACAAGCGGUGGCGGUGGCACCGGGCAUGGCGGGGCUGGCGGGGGUAUCGGUGGUGCUACUGGACCCGGUGGCAAAACGUCGUCCUUCACGAUCACAUCGGUGAUCGUUGGUACGGGAAAGCACAGUGCCGACAACGGUGACGAUUCGGCGGAUGAUCUAGAUGAGUCACACACCGAUGACAAUAGCCGGAUAACGGACUUUGAGAAUGAAACUCCAAGCUUUUCGGAGGACACCUUUAGCAAGGAAGAUGUGUUCUUUACGAACGCGAUCGGAAGUGUGCCAGUCAUUCCGACAAGUUCGCAGUACGGGUUGGCGAUCGUAGCGCCGAAUGAUCGAACACAUGGUGGGGAAGUGCUGGCCGAUGCGAUGCACGUCAGCGUUACAGAUGGCGGCAUUAACAUAAUGGGGCACGGCAAGGGUGAAAUGAGCGACGGGAAGGAGCUCCAUCAUCGGAACGAGCGGUUUAAGGUGGUCAAAAUCGAAAGCACCGAACCAUUCAAGCGUGGCCGGUGGGUGUGUAUGGAUUAUCUCGAUCAUACAACGCUGCAGCAACCGAAGGAAAUCUCUACCGGUGCGGAGGGUAACGAAACGACUGGUGGUACCAAUGCAUCCGUCACAACGCAGGACAGUGGCGUUGGCAUGAACGAUAAUGCUAGUUUCGCACCUUCGGACGGGACGAUUGCCGGUGAGCUGACCAGUAUAGAUUACCAUCCGAACGCGGUCAGCUCAUCACCGGUUGUAGUGGGUAGUUCGGUAGCCGCCUCGACAUCGACGACUACCAGUUCCAAUGUAAGCAGUGCGUUACACGGAAUGCUAAACAACGAAUCUCCCGGCCAGAGUCUAAAUCUUCCUCUUGGCGGUGGAAACGCAAGUGGAGGAGGAGCAGGAGUGGCUGGCGGAACUGCUGGCAACACUACAACUAGUCACGUGCAGUCUAACGCUACGGGCCAAGGCAGCGGCACUGUUGGCGGUGGGGCAGGAAUACCGCACAGUUUACCUCAGUCGCAGCUUCAGAAUGCGCUGGCGGGCCAGCAACCGCAGCAACCAAACGCAGCAUACUCGCAAGGACAGCAAGGACAAUCCCAAUACUAUCCCCACACGAUGACGAAUCUGGCUGACCUGAAUCAGCAGUCUGUAUCGAACCCACAAGCGCAUCAACACCAUCAACACGGUGCUACUCUUCCAAGCAACAUGCAAAUUCACCCGCAAUCACAACCUCCCCAGCAGCAGCAGCAACAACAACAGCAACAGCCCAGCAACACUGCUGUCUCUUCCAAUAACAUUCUUCCGCCACUGGUCGCGCCGAUCCCAACAUCACAGGAGAUGAACAUUAUCAUCAACAAUCCGACCAUCCAAUCGAGCUUCCCAUCGCCCCACCAGCAGUUCAAGCCACAGCAACCGCAGCAAACUGCCUCUCAGACGAACUCGCCCGUCGUUGUUCCCACGUCUCUGCUCGACAACAACACGACCGUCACUGGCGCCGCCGGGGAAAGCGUUCCCCUUAACAAUGGCACCACGGGAACAACCAUUCUGUCCCCAUCCGCCGGCACGGGCAAUGCAGUUUCUGCCAUCUCGACGACCGGUGGCGGCAGUGCUCAUGAUACAGCUGGCUCUGUAUCGAUCGUCACGGAUCCACUGUUGAAUUCGUCACCGUCAGCCACCUCUUCACCGGUGACUUCGUCCGCUCAGAUAAUUCCACAACCGGCAACGUUUGCACCACCAUCUGGUGGUGCUGGUGCUUCGUCCGCUUCCAUCGGUGAUCCUUCCUCCACGGUUGCUGCUACGGCCCCGAAUUCCGUUACUAGCGGUAGCAACAACACUGCUGUCGGUGGUAGCACUACCACGAACGGGACAAACUGUGUCGUCGCGGCCGGAUCGCCGUCGUCUACCGGUGCUAUCGGUUCCGCCAGUUCGAUCCCCGUUGCGUCGGUCGCUGGGAGCUCGGGCACCGAUCAGUUGUCGUCGGAAGCGAAACUACUGUCAGCUGUUUCCGGUGUUACGGCUGGAACCGCUGCUGGUGAUGGGGAGGAUCCAGACAAGGCGAACGCUGAAGAUGGUGAAAGCAGCGGGUUGCAGGCGCAGCAGCAACUGCCGUCUCUGCCAUCUGCAAAGCAACAGCAGCAGCAACAGUUAAGCGCAAACGCUUUUCCUGAUGCAAAUGUAUCGAAUGACAACUUCCAGAAUGCUUCGCUAGAUCGUGGCGUUAUGCAGGCAGCACUGCAGCCACAUAUCGCUCAGCAGCCACAGCAAAUGCCACAACAGCAGCUGCCGCAACAGUAUCAGCAAUAUCAUGCUCCGUUGUAUCACGAUAAUGCAGAAAAGCUAUCGAAAGCAUACUCACUGCCACCGUCCAUGAGUGCCGCGGCGAAGGAAUCGCUUCGGAAGGAACUUGCCCAAAGUCGGCUGGAACAGCAGCAGCAACAGCACGCAGCCCGCAAGUUCCAACCUGUUGCACGCGCUUUCAAUGUUGUUAUUACCUCUAGCGGCACGGCAGGGACCACUAAUCCUUCCAGCACAACGCACGUUUCGGGUCAGGCGAACACCAGCAACAUCUACACCGAUAUUGCACUGGGGAAAAGCAUCCAAAACCUCAUGAAACCCACGCCAAUACUGGCAACGGCAGUGUCCAAUCGCUUGGUCGGCGGAUCGUUGACACGUUCAAUCGGUGCCCUCGGGUCUUGUCAAGAGCUGCCGGAAGGCACAUCGGCCCAGGAAGCAACGGGUUACUGUCGAGCUGCCAGCAGUCUGCUCGGCAAUUUCACCGGCAGCAACAGCGUGAGUGCGUGCACAGCAACGCAUCCGCACCGUUGUGUGCAAGAUUUAAUCAAAGAGGAGCUGGGCGGCAAUCGGCUGAGUAAGGCAGGAAGCAUGAUUAAUAUGAGCACCGAUUCGGAUCUGUUUACCGCCGGCGGUUCACAGUCGCAUCCUGCCUCGGGACGCUCGAGUCCAGCGUUCAUGCAAGGAACAACACCGGUUGGUAGUCCGCCCCGAUACCUGAACACCCUCGGUCCUUCGUACAGUGGCGGAGGAAGUGCCCGCGUAAGCAGAGCUCCCUCGCCCUCUGUUCUUCAUGCAAGCGCUGGUGGCGAACACGCAAGCGCUUCGGGAACAAGUGCGGUCGCCAUCGAUAACAAAAUCGAGCAAGCAAUGGAUCUGGUCAAAUCGCACCUUAUGUUUGCCGUUCGCGAAGAAGUUGAAGUACUGAAGGAGAGGAUAUCCGAGCUGAUGGAUCGCAUUAACCAGCUCGAGUAUGAGAACAACAUUCUCAAAGCGAACGCAUCCCAGGAAACAUUGGCGCAACUGACGACCGGCGGUAGUAACGUGACAGCCGCGCCAGCAGUUACAGCAACAGUGACACAGCAGGUCACGACGGCCCCUACCGCCAAUGCCGGUUCCACCAAAGUACCAACCUCCUCGGCAAACCCUGCCAACGGUUCUGUUUCCUAAGCUUAGCGUUCCAAACCAGCCGUUAGACGUACACUUGACAUAAAGACUAUAAUUACUACUACUACUACUAGUACUAACCGAAUCAAGUAGCAUCAUCACUGAGAGAGCAUCCUAUGCGUGUAGAGAAGCCGCAGAUAUUUCGGGUUAAAAGAGCUCCCGCUCAACGCUACUCGAAACUAUUGGAACAAAAUAGGUCCACAUCCUACGUUUUUGCGAUGCUUCUUCCUAGUCCAGCGGGUAACUGACUCUCUGUGAUUGUUGAAGUGAGCGGACAGAAGUGUUCCCACUCCGACACUGGUUGUCUCCGGAAGGAGAAGCCUUGUGUGAGCUGAUGCUUUUCGAUACAGCAACUUCAAUUCCAAGUCCCUGUUUAGUAUUAACGUUAUUGCACACCGAGACCCGCGCGGUUCAUGUUUGCACAUUAGCUCGAAAGUGGCGGUUCGCGUCACCGAAUGCCGGUUCGGGUUUGCAGAAGUGGCAGCAAGGUGAAUUGAACAAUUAUACGUGCACCCACGACUCGCGGAUAUAUCUAAGGAUCAGCUAAAUGAGAAUAUGGAACGUUUCAUUUAGCUAAUUCGACGAUAGCGGAAAAUGACGCCAAACACACUAGAAAUCGAAGCUAUACAAACAUGCGGCCGUGGUUGCUGCAAAUGUGUAGACGAAGCACGAAUAGUGAAGGAAUCCCGAAAGAAGAAUCUAACAUAAUGUUGCCAAUGGUAGUUGAAAACAAGUAGCUAAGCAUUCUCAAACCCGUAUGAAGCGUAGCACCACUUCGUAGAAGUAGGGGGUUAAGGUAAUGUUUAUUGGUUUAUAAAGCUGAACCAUUAACCAUCUCGACCAAAAAAAAGGCAUCGAGUAAAACAGCAAGGCGACCAGUAAAAGUGCAGGCCUAUUUAGUUGAAACGAUAGAAGAAUAACACACUCACACAAACAGUUGUCUAAAUUUUAUAUGGUAUAGCUUGGCGCACGAAAUACAAGCAACCAGAUUGUGUAGGGAUGGAAAGACAACAGGUUAGCGAAACGUUGCAGAACGCGGAAAGAAGCCAACAAACGGAACUGAGAUACGUUAAAAUGUGAUUUAAUGAUAGGAAGUGACUAGUGACAAGUGAAUAAGGCAAAGUGUUGUUGUUAGUGGGAAAGCAGAUCGCACCAUACAUUUAGCCGACUCCCAAAGCAAGUAGGUUAUAAAACGCACCGGAGAGUAAUAAACGAACGCCGUAACAUAUGCUGGCCGUAACUCAGCAUUAUUCAAACUAUGUGCUUUUAUUUCAAAGUAUUGAUAUGUACUGUGUUUUAGCCUUUGGAGUUUUAUCUACCUAGGUUGCGUCUUUUUGUAAUUAUUGGCCGUCACUGAAAAAAAAGUAAAGAAAUAUGCAGUUUAAAGUUUAUUGGCUAUUUACUUUUCGCUGGCAACUACGAAAAAAAAACGAUCGCUGCCCCUUCGCCGGUCCGCACGAGUGAUGUUACGCGAAGUAAUGUAGCAAACAGCAAUGAUAGGACGACAGAGAGAACGAAUCCUCCCGGCUACAGUUGUUUAGUACUGGUGGAAGUAAUACUUUGUUAAAUUAUUUUCUUUUUAUAGUUUUCCUGUUUGAUCUACUAGUUCGUUGAUCUUAGUGCAAAACCCAUCAAAACAUAAGGAAAAGGUGUAUCACAAGAAAAAGCAGGUCUUUGUGUGAGUUACUAGGAUCCGAAAAUUCAACAAGGAUUAAGAAAACAGCUGGUUAAAGGCAAAUAAAUGUGAUUCGUUUGUACAUAAUGAUGAUAGGGAAUGUUUAACAAAAAAAAGAGAUUUAUCGAGCCGGAAGGCACGACGCAGAGUACCAUUCACGUUCAUGCCAUGGGCGUCCGAGAUAGGUAUAGAGUAUACAUGUAAUAAAAAAAACACUUCCGGACCGUAAAUCGAUUGGCAAGCAAGAAGUAUGUGAUCGAAAGGAUCGCUAGGUGUUUACGGCCCGUGCUUUUUUAUUGUUUGUGUUUUUAUCCCGUGUCCGUAGUCUAAUUGGUACCAAGUACCAGGCGCCUGCACGGAAUCAAACGAAAGUAAUAAAAAUCAGCUACUGUUAUCAUUGUUCCGUACCGCAAGCAGAACACAGAACCAUGCAAAAACUGACGGUCGUCGGCACUACUGUACUAGUGGCCCAACACUCAACAAAUUAAUUCAACUCUGAAGCGUGCCGUGCUGGUAUAAAACAAGUAACAAAUCAAGUCACACAUACAUGAAUGCAAGCACAUAGCAUCAUAUUUAAACACCGUAAACAAGUAUCAACACACACACACGCAUUCGAACGAUCGUUUUGAAGAAUAGGAUAUGAUAAGGAUGAAUGUUUAGCAAACCACUCAAGUUCAUCUCGCCUCAUAUGUUAUAUAUUUUUAUCGAACAAUGCAACACAAUACGAUGUGAACAGCAUGGUGGUUCAAGCAACCAGCAGGCUAAUGGAUUCGAAGAAAAGAAAAACAAAGUCAUGAAAGCAUAAAUAGUAGAUUACCCUUAUUGCUUGUCAACCGCGCCUAGCGUUUAAGUUUAAUAGGAAAAGAAAAAUCCAUUUAAUUAAAACUCCUACUCGCAGGGUUAGGAAAACAAUAGAGACAGAAAACUGAAGGGAAGUUACACACAUUAACGGAUAAAACAAGACGGCUGCAUUGUUUUAGCAUGUGCCUGUAGCAACGGUGAAAACAUUUAGCUUCUGCUUUUUGUUCGAACAGAAAUGGUAGAAAUAUUGUUUCCGAUUCUAUCGCUUUAAUUUCCUCGGCGAAAGCAUGUCCCCUUUUAUUUACAUUGUUUUAUUUAUUGCAACAAAAGGUCCUAUCGAAAUAAUCCUACUCUAAUGCAAAAUAAAAUACCAAAAAAAGGAACAAAAACUGAAUCGAACCUACUAUAUUGCAAUGGCGUGCUGACGCCAUUAAAGGAAGGAAAAAACAUGAAAGUACUGAAAAAAGAAACGGAUUAUAAUAAAUCAAAAUACAAUCAAUUAAAA